Molecule: messenger RNA, 2233 nt
Organism: Archocentrus centrarchus (flier cichlid)
Lineage: Eukaryota; Metazoa; Chordata; Actinopteri; Cichliformes; Cichlidae
Gene: prlra
Product: prolactin receptor a
Exons: 9
Coding region: 23-2146 (707 amino acids)
Biological process (GO): cytokine-mediated signaling pathway
Cellular component (GO): membrane; external side of plasma membrane
Molecular function (GO): cytokine receptor activity; protein binding
Source: RefSeq, a predicted model, not a curated record
AGGUCUGUGGUGUCAACCGUGCAUGGGCGGAGCUGACUUAACCCACCCUUCACGGGAUCAGUGCAGAGCGCAGAGUGGAUGUUGGGCGAUAGCUUCGCUGACAGGACGGAUAAGCCGAGCGGUGCGCUCCUCCUGUCACUUGAAAUCUAUCGAACCGCAGAUAGAAGCCGGUGAGUCCGCUCUCCUGGGAGCCGGCAGCGAAGUCGGCACGGCGGCAGAGACUGAAAACUUUACAUCCAGUCCAACAAGGUUUUAUGGUGCAACGAUGAAGAAAGUUGGAGAAGUUCUCCCGCUGUUGCUGCUACUAGCCUUUGUGCCACAUACAGAUGGAACACGUCAUAGCUUGCCUGGCAAACCCACACAGAUCAGAUGCCGUUCUCCUGAAAAAGAGACCUUCACGUGCCGGUGGGAGCCAGGUUCUGAUGGGGGAUUGCCAACAACUUACUCUCUGUACUAUCGAAAAGAAGGUUCGGACGUAGUGCACGAGUGUCCCGACUACCGCACAGCUGGGCAGAACUCCUGCUUCUUUAACAAGAACAACACCGUUAUCUGGGUCAACUACAACAUCACCGUGGUGGCCACCAACGCGCUGGGCAAGACCUUCUCUGACCCUGUGGAUAUAGACGUGGUCUACAUCGUCAUGCCUCAUCCUCCAGAGAAGCUAGAAGUGACAGUAAUGAAGGAUCAAGGCUGGCCUUUCCUUCGAGUGUCUUGGGAUCCACCUCCUAAGGCUGACACCCGCUCCGGUUGGAUCACUCUAAUCUAUGAGCUCCGUGUUAAGCUGGAGGGGGAAACCAAAUGGGAGCAUCACCUUGCCGGCCAGCAGAAGAUGUUUAACAUUUUCAGCCUGCGCUCAGGUGGUACAUACCUUAUUCAGGUGCGCUGUAAGCCCGAUCAUGGCUUUUGGAGCGAAUGGAGUUCCACUUCCUACAUCAAAGUUCCCGAGUAUCUCCAUCGGGAAAAGUCUGUGUGGAUCCUCAUUUCAGUCUUUUCUGCCUUCAUUUUACUCAUCCUCACAUGCCUGAUACACAUGAAUAGCCGCAGUCUGAAGCAUUGCAUGCUGCCGCCCGUCCCUGGUCCUAAAAUCAAAGGCUUUGACAAGCAGCUUCUCAAGAGUGGCUUCAGCGCACUGGUGGUAUCUGACUUCCCCCCAACCACAUCUAAUUAUGAGGACCUGCUGGUAGCAUACUUAGAAGUGUACAUCCCAGAACAGCAGGAACCGAUGGUCGACAAAAGCACGGAUCUACAUGAUGGUUGCCUGAAAUCCACGGGCCACACAUCUGACAGUGACUCUGGACGGGGCAGCUGUGAUAGUGACACUCUGCUGAUGGAUAAGUGUGAAGUGGCAAAAGAGGAAGAGCAGCAACUAGAUCAGGAGGGAAGUCAAACUGGGACAGAGGCACAAGGGCACCAAGAACCCUGGGAAAAGGAAGCGAUGACAUGUGCUCGCAAAGAUAUCGUUAGCCCUGAUGCAUCAAGUGGGAAGGCUGAGACCUGGCCUUCUGUGUUUUCUCCAGUGCUCCCAUACAGCCCAGGCCCACGGGGUCCCCAGAGCUCACUUGAGAUGGCCAAACAGCACUGCCUUUCUGACAACCAGUUUCCUCCAGGCCCCUUAUGCAUGGGUCAAAGCACCAAAGAGGCUCUCCAAUCAAACUACUGGGAGGUCUGCUUUAACAAUGAGCAACCUCAUGCCCAGACAGAGGCCCAACAGCAACUCCAGGCCCACAGAGAUCUCAACGUCUCAGUUAAUGAUAAAAAAACACCUGCUGGUCUACUAUUGCCCACCCGAUCAACUGAUUAUGUUGAGGUCCAAAGGGUGAACAAGGAGAAUCUGGUGCUUCUCCAUCCCAUUCCUUCAGAUCAUGGCCAUGAAAGUAGCUGCCCCCCGACAGGCCAGGGGACCGAUUACAGCAAAGUGAAGAGGGUGGACAAUGGCAAUGUGCUGCUGCUCCAGAGAGACGUGGUGGAAGAGGAGAGCACGGAGACAAAUGCAGCAACCGAGAGCUGCUACACAUCUUACAUCACUACUGCCACUCAGAAGCCAACAACCUGCAGUCAGGCUGCCCUGCCGGUCCAGGAUGAAAGGGUUCUGACAGUGAGUGGGUAUGUUGACACUGCCACCAUGUUCUCCCUGCACACCUGCUAGAUGUGCCAGCCCAAGUGGCAGUAGUAGAACAUUGCGAGAUGUAUAUUUUAAGCAGGGACUGAAAGACUCAAAAAAAAAAAAAAAAAA